AUGAAAAUUGGAAUUUUGGUGGGGGUUCAGCUCCUCUGUUGGCUGGCCAAAUGUCACAUUCAGAAGUCGACGGAGAUUCAUGCAACCAAGGGCCGAUUCAUGACUCAUAUGCUCCAUUCCGCCUAUUUCUUCGGGCAGUCAGGUAGGCUGGGAGAAGGGAUUGUUGCGGUGGAAGAGGUGUUGAAUUACACAUCAUGCUCAUGUUAGGAACAGGGUGACAUUAAUCAACUUUUUUGUUUUGAUGUGAUAUUCAAGUUUGUAAUGUCAAAAGACGAUGAACAGUUUCUAUGACGAGAUUUACGAUGAGUCAAAGAUUUUCAGACAUUUUAGAAACUUCUCUGCCCCUUUGAGAAUAUAAAUACAAAUAACAAAAAAAUUUAGAUUUGAAUGUUUUUGUAAGAUUAUUUUAAAUAGUAAAGCCAAAAGAGUUAUCAACAAACAACUCUCAGGUUACAAUCAAAGAUAACGCACAUCCUCAAAUUUCAGGUUGAUGUCUUCUAUUACAUUCUAGAUUCUUGAAACGUUAAGUAGUCCCUAAAAAGAAGGCCUUGCAAUAAGCAAAUUUUACUUUUUUCAGUAAACGUAAAAUGGAAAGCGACUGCCAAAGGGAAGCCAGAACUCCCAGUCUGGUUGCAUCUCGCCGGCUCUCGUCAUCAAGUCAUCGCUUAUUUGGUUGGCACUCCAGUCACUCCAAUGCCACAAGUCACCAUUCAUAUCAUUGCACGGAGGAUUGAUAACUACGAAAGCGCCAGUCAAUACAUUACAAUACUGCUUGAUGAUGACAGUAAGCAAACCAUUUAUGACUCGAACGGUUGUUUUUUGCCGAAUAUUUUUUAAAAUACUUUUGAAAUUUCAGUUCGUUUCAACACAACAACGCAGCAAGUAAUCGAAAUGAAAUUCAAGAAUAUUGAGCCAGAAGAUUUCUACAGUGAUUACAGUAAGAAUAAUCUGAAGAAGUUGGAGAAUGUGAUCCAGCGAACGUUCCCGGGGAAAGGAGUCAAUCCGUACAUCUUCAACAUUCUUCCCGAAUAUGUUCCGGAGUCACGAGAAGAAGCGUAUACCAAUUUCAAUUCAUAUUAUCCUGGAAAGAAGUUCAAGUCGGGGUGAGUUUAAAAAUCAUCAUGUAUUUUAUAUUGAUGAGAUACGACGUCUUGUUGAAGUUUUGCUCAAAUUGAGGCAGAUGCUUUGUAUAGACAUUUAGAAUGCGCGUGAAGCCGAAAGACACACGGCCUUAUGCCGUUCUUGUUGCCAUGUGCUAAAAAACAGAGAUUGUUCGUGAGGAAGACAGCAUUGCUACCGUUUCAAUUCAGUUGUCCGCGCUAAACGGGGAUCCAAAAGAGAUUUUUUUUAAAACAGUCUCAUCAUUUUGCAUAAUCUCUUUAGCAAGCAUUGACUGCCCCGAUCCGAUGGUGUAUUCGUUAUCAGACUCAUUUACUGUUGGCUAAUCUUUCAGAUCACUUGUCCAGAUUGGAACCCAGUCCCAAUUCCAUCCAAAUGUCCAGAAUCUUGCAAAAUACCGUGACAAUCCCGAUUACUGUUCCAACAACAACAUUAUCCCUCUGGAUAAGCAUUUUAGGAAUCAAUUUGAGGUUGAUUGGUGUCGGUUUUCAGUGGUAAGUUGAUUCGUCAAGCGCAAUAUUAAAAGGUUUUAUUCUUGUCUUUUUCCUAUCAAUUCUAUUGACGAUUUCAAACCAAAAUCUUUUUAAGCUUUCCGGGGUUUAUAUGUUUUUGAAAAUUUAGAUUGCCCCCUUUUUUCCCAGAAUUUCACCAAUUUUUGGAAUUUAAUUACAAAUACUCGAGGAUAAUCCGCAUUUAUUGUUGCUCAGAUUGCUCUUCCGGCCACUCGCUAUGUUUACUUGCUCAGAGUCACCAUUAAUCUGUUUAAAAAUUCCACCGUUUUAGAAGAAUAUGACAUUACUUCGUGGGUUCUACAUUCCAACAACAGCAGACCCUAUAGAUCCAUCUCCUGAGGUCGCAGAAGCGUUUCGAAAAGAUCUUGAGCUGAAGAAAGAGAAACUGGAAAGUCGGAGGUUGGAGGAGACCCGGCGUGAAAAAGAGAUGUACCAGUUUCCGUACUAUUUCUGGCAGAGUGUCGUGGUAAGAUUAAGAGCCCAGAAUCUCCGCAAAUCCCUAUGGGGAUAAACACAAUUUCUCCUGGAUUAAAAUCCAUCAUUUUGCAGAUUUUUCCGUUGCUGGCGGUCCUUUGUAUCGGCCUAAUCCUCGUGCUAAGUAUCAUUUUCUUCGGACGCCGCGAAGGCCAACAAUGGAGGGAUUACAAAACGCCAAAGUAAGGGAUAUUACCUGGGAUAUUCGUCGGAUAUUAUGCAGGGCUUCCGAUGACAGAUAUAAUGUCGGUGGAAAAAGGGAGACAAAAAAAAGGAAUUAGGGGUUAAGACAAUACGUGCAAGAUGACAAUUAGAGAUGUCUAUAGGGCCAUUGUAUGAUAAUUUCCACAAAAGCCAAAGAUCCCUUAUUUUACUAUUCACAUUAAAUCUUGCAGAGAACAGCUGCACGAGUAUCUCAACGUCCGUGAAAGCCAACGGCAUCUUCGCGAACUCAGCGUUCAGCGACAAAUGUUGUUGAUGAAUGAUCGAAGUAAAUCAAAUACUCCAUUAGGAGUUCAAGCCUUCCUUCAGCCCAGAGCCGGCACUGUAACGCCUUCUUUGGGACCUAAACGAAGUCAAGCAAGUGAACCGCCAAGAGUCCCGGGAACUCCUCGAAGUGUGACGUUACCUCGACGAGAACCAAGUCAAAGAUGUAAGGAAUGUUUUUCAGAGUUUUUAUAUAGCAAAACGCUUAGUUUUUUUGCAUAAUUAUCUACAUGGGAGGUAUGUAAUUAGUAUUACUGAGCCUCGUUAUCAUAGUUAUACGAGACAAAGAGAUGUUAGAUGUUUAUGGCUUAUAGAUUUUAUAGUUAAAUGCCUUUACAUUAAUAAGUCGAGAAUUUAAAUUCCUGCUCAUAAGACAUGUUGUCAAUUAAGUGAUUAAUUAGUUAUGUUUACAGCGGAAGAUGACGACCGUCGUUUUAAUAAGCGCUCUUCUGUGGGCAAGCAGACUGUGGCCGAGGCCGCUUUGGCCACUGGAUCUUCGUUAAAUCUGUAUCGAAAUCCUUUGGAUUCCGAGGAAAUUGAUCAGUCUCAUCGAUAA
Molecule: messenger RNA, 3147 nt
Organism: Bursaphelenchus xylophilus (pine wood nematode)
Lineage: Eukaryota; Metazoa; Nematoda; Chromadorea; Rhabditida; Aphelenchoididae
Source: the annotation of a GenBank genome assembly